CGCGCUGCCGCGUGUUUCGCUCCGCUGUGUGGUGCGUACCGAGUUCCGGCCGCGCGACGCACUGUAGCGCCGACGGCUGCCAUGCCCACGCCGACACUGGACUGCUGCCACACCGUUUGCAGACAUGGGCCGGCGUGACACGCGGAACCCUUCAUCGCCCUUGUGAGGGAGGGCUGCCGCAUGUCGCGGCAGCGGCUGCUGUGGCGUCUGCUGGGCGCCGCGCUGGCGCUCACGGUCGCCGGGCUCGCCGCGCCGCCGCUCUUCCGGCUGCUCGUCUCGCCGCACGGAACCGCCAACUCCGUCGCCGGCCGCCGCAUGUACAGCAGUGACCCGGGCCCGUGGACGUGGCGCUGCGAGUCCGGGCGGUGCGUGCGCGCGCUGUGGCAGGGCGGCGCGCAGGUGUCCCUGGACACGUGCCAGUGGACGUGCGCCGCCUGGGAGGCGCCGCUGUGGCCGCGGCCCACGGGCGCGCUGCGGCUCGCCAACUCGAGCGCCGCGCUGCCCGCCGACCUGGACGUGCGCCUGCGGCUGUCCAGCCCGCAGCACGAGGACACGCGGGACCUGCUGGCGGCCGCCACCGAGCGCCUGGCGCGUCACCUGCAGCUGGUCAGGCCCGCCUGGGCCGACACAGUCGCGUGCGACGCCGCCCGCGGCGCCACCGUCGCCCGGCUCACCGUCUUCGUCAAGCUGGACGCGGACGGCAGCCGCCCCACGGGCCAACUCACGCUCGACACCGACGAGAGCUACCGUCUCCAGGUGCGCCGUGAGUCUCAGGAUCUACAAGCGGAGAUUGAUGCGCGCAGCUUCUUCGGCGCCCGCCACGCGUUGGAGACGUUGUCGCAGCUCGCCUGGUGGGACCCCGUCAGCGGAUGCGUGCGCAUGCUGGACUCUGCCAUCGUCAAGGACGCGCCCAAGUUUCGGCACCGAGGCCUGAUGGUGGACACGGCGCGCAACUUCAUCCCGCUGGAGGCACUGCAGCGCACGGUGGACGCGAUGGCCUCCAACAAGCUCAACACGCUGCACUGGCACCUCACGGACUCCACCAGCUUCCCCUACCUCAGCCGCGCGCUGCCCACCAUGGCGCGCUACGGAGCCUACUCUCCAGAACAGGUGUACAGUAUGGAUGACGUGUCGCGGCUGGCGGAGUUCGCGAGAGAGCGCGGGGUGCGUCUGGUGGUGGAGCUGGACGUGCCCGCCCACGCCGCUGCCGGCUGGCCUACCGAGCAAGUCUCCUGUUCGGAGCAGAGGGGGUCUGCCGCGAAUGCUCCGCUGGUGCAGCAGCCUCGCCAGAACGAGAACGGGAACGGGCUGCAGUACCGCGUGGAGGAUCGGCGGGAGUGGCGCGCGCAGCACGGCGGGGAGGAGCCGCCUCCCUGGUGGCAGCUGUGCGGCCAGCCUCCCUGCGGCCAGCUGCCGCCGGCGGACGAGGCGGCGUUCGGCACGCUGCGGGCGCUCUACCAGGAGCUGCGGCAAGCCUCCGGCGCCUCCGACGUGGCGCACCUGGGCGGCGACGAGGUGAGCGCAGAGUGCUGGGGCGGCGUGCGCGGCGAGCGGCUGUGGUCUCUGUGGGGCGGCUUCAUGCGGCGCGCGCACCGCGAGCUGGUGGCCGCCUCGCAGGGGAACCCCCCCACCGCAGUCCUCGUGUGGAGCAGCGAGCUCACCGCGCCGCACAACCUGCGCCGCUACUUCGACCCCAGCACGCACGUCGUACAGGUGUGGGGCGGCAGCAAGUGGAACGAGACGCUGCCCGUGCUGCUGGCGGGCUUCCGCGCCGUGGUGUCGCACGUGGACGCGUGGUACCUGGACUGCGGCUGGGGCGACUUCCGCAGCGGGGGCCCCGGACCCUGCGGGCCCGUCGCCACGUGGCAGACCGUCUACUCGCACCGGCCCUGGGCCGCCUUCCCGUCGGGCGCGCGCUCCAGGCUGCUGGGCGGAGAGGCCUGCCUCUGGUCCGAAAAGGUGGACGACCAGACGCUGGACGUCCGGCUGUGGCCGCGCGCCGCGGCGCUGGCAGAGCGGCUGUGGAGCGACCCUCCGCCGGGCGCGCACCCCGACCUGCCCCCGCCGGGCAGCCCGCAGCGGGACGAGCCGACGCUGCGACGCGCCUAUCAGCGGCUGUCGCACCACAGGGAGCGGCUGGUGGCGCGCGGCGUGCGCGCAGAGGCCAUGUGGCCGCGCUACUGCCACCUCAACCCUGGCGCCUGCUUCUAGCGACAACGAGCAGCCGCCGAAACUGGUUACUAAAGGUGCAGGAACGAUACACUGCCAGCUUCAGUUCAGCGUGCAGCUCAGUGAAACUUACGCAUGUUUUUUCCCUUAAUUUCGUG
Messenger RNA from Schistocerca cancellata (South American locust), 2327 nucleotides. Its product is annotated as probable beta-hexosaminidase fdl. The transcript has 11 exons. Gene Ontology annotation, biological process: glycosaminoglycan metabolic process; ganglioside catabolic process; carbohydrate metabolic process. Lineage: Eukaryota; Metazoa; Arthropoda; Insecta; Orthoptera; Acrididae. Gene Ontology annotation, cellular component: membrane. Bases 181 to 2211 code for a protein of 676 amino acids. The record is from RefSeq and is a predicted model, not a curated record. Gene Ontology annotation, molecular function: beta-N-acetylhexosaminidase activity.